Messenger RNA from Verticillium nonalfalfae, 1974 nucleotides. RefSeq lists its product as uncharacterized. The coding region runs from base 1 to 1974 and encodes 657 amino acids. The transcript has a single exon. Lineage: Eukaryota; Fungi; Ascomycota; Sordariomycetes; Glomerellales; Plectosphaerellaceae. The record is from RefSeq and is a predicted model, not a curated record. Gene Ontology annotation, biological process: protein dephosphorylation. Gene Ontology annotation, molecular function: cation binding; protein serine/threonine phosphatase activity.
AUGCCAGCUCUCUCCCGCCGCCGCUUGUCGCGACAUUUACUAGCCCAGUACCGAGGCUACUCGCGAACAGCCUCUGGGUUUCCCAUAUCCGCGGAUCUAUGGCAUAAACUGCAGGCAGCCGCCGAGGCUGCGCAGGACUUCCUCGUCACACCCUCCGCUUCCAAUGGCCUCGUCGUCUGGAAACCGGCCGCUCGGUCGUGGCCGAAUCUGAUCCAGCAUCUCCAGACUCGAACAUCGACACACCUAGGCACCGCUGCCUCGAGCUUCCAUGCCGUAUGGCAGAACGUGAGCGCCUCGCAUCGAAGAGCGUUCCACAACUACUUUGUCACCCAUCUCCCCUCCUCCUCUCUCCAUCCCGACUCUCGAAGCUCGGCAGGCCCCGGCCACCAGCUUCCCCGCGAUGCCUCGACCCCCCACACCCCUGGGCCAGGCUCGGCUCCGGCCGUCGCAGCUCUCAACAUGCCCAACAGAGACUUAACCGUGGUCAGAAUCCCAUUACUACGAGCGAAACAUCACUACGGUGCGGCAUCAGCAAGAGGCACAAGGCCGUAUAACGAAGACACGAACCAGGCAGGGACCAUCGCAAUGCCGGCCUUUGCGAAGCGCGCCCCUGUCAGCCUGCAGAGGAAGCCUAUCCAGCAAUCAAACGAGGCGACGGCUGCCGAUAGCGCCUUGGGAGACCCUCAAAUAUUCUACUUUGGCGUCUUUGAUGGCCACGGUGGCAAUGAGUGCUCCGAAUUUCUGAGAGAUGAGCUGCAUGGCUACAUAGAGGAGGCAUCGUCGGACUUUGGACUCCAAAGCAGCUUGCGCCGGACUCGAGAACCCAGAAUGGGCCUGGGGCAGAAGGACGAGGAGGCGAACGACCCCAACGAGCCGGACAUGAAGUCUGAGGAUGAGGUCCGGCAGCAGAUGAACGUGCCAACGCAGAGCGACGGAGGCCAGAUCAAAGAGCCAGAGAAGGCAGAAGCGAUGAAGGGCGUUGAUCCGAUCGCUGCCAAGGUCGACAGCGUGCAAAAGGCCCGCCAACUGGAGCAAGGCCUCAUCGACGACUACAAGCGGACGAUUGGUGGCUACUUCCGGCGUUUCCACCCACAGCACUUCAAUGCCACGUCACGAAAGGGCCACAGCCAUCAGCACGACCCCCUCGUCACGGUCGAGUCGGUCCUCAUGUACGCCUUUCUCCGCGCCGAUCUCGAUUUUGUCUCGGCGCAGGCGCGCAAACCAGAUCCCGACGACCCGCGCCUCGGCGACUCGCCCGUCAACGACGACGAGGUCCUCGGUAAGCCCCACGCGCCGCCGUCUGGCCACGGCAUCGGCGGCACGACGCGCUUCAAAGGCGGCUCGACGGCCUCGGUGGCGCUCAUCUCGACACCGUCGCCGGCCCCCUUCUGGCAUCCCGGCGCCCAGUCGACGCUCCUCGUCGGCCACGUCGGCGACACGCGCAUCCUCCUCUGCGACACGUCGACGGGGCUCGCCCACCCGCUGACCUCGGACCACCACCCCUCGACCCCGGCCGAGGAGCGCCGCCUCCGCCGCUACGCCCCGGCCAACUCGCUCGUCUCGGGUGACUCGUUUGGCGAGCAGCGCAUCACGGGCCUCGCCAACUCGCGCGCCUUUGGCGACAUGCGCUCCAAGCGCAUCGGCGUCUCGGCCGAGCCCGAAAUCACCCGCGUCGACCUCGGCCCCGCCCAGUACAGCUUCCUCACCCUCGUCUCGGACGGCGUCUCCGGCCACCUCAGCGACCAGGAAAUCGUCGACGUCGUCAAGGAGGCCCGCACCCCCGAGCAGGGCGCCCAAAAGGUCGUCGACUACGCCACCGAGGUCUCCGCCAACGGCGACAAUGCCACCUGCCUCGUUGUCCGCCUCGGCGGCUGGGAGAGGCGCUCCGAGGGCGGCCUCGGCAGCAUGGGCACCAAGGAGAUUCGGGACGUCCGGAGGGCCGAGGCGCUCGAUCCGCGACGGGGCAAGCGGUAG